CACGCAGACGAGCACCCCACAAUCAAAAAAACCCUAAGAGCCACAUAAAUUCAAGCAGCCUCCCCUGCUUUCUCCACUCUUCUAACUCUGUCACUCAAUUCUCAAACCACCUGCCAUCUCAUCACCGGAAUCUGACGUCAUGGCUCAAAACAACAACAGUCGCGUGAGCUCCGCCGUGGUCCUCCGCUCUGUUCGACCGACCAUCUCCACCACGAUUAUCACCACCAUUUCAACUGUCAUCACCAUUACCAUUCACUGAAGAAAAAAAAAUCUCCAUUUCACCCUUGGAUACCAUCGCAUUUUCAACUUCAAAGUGUAUAGACUGUUACUGAAGCCAAAUUAAAGCGUUAGUAGAUUAUUCUUGUUUGGGCCGGGUCUGGGCUAACAGGGAUACGACUUCGGGUUCUGUGUAUCUGGUUUUUUCUCGUUGAGAAAUGGCUACUUUGAAGAGCUAUGGCGUGCGCUUGGAAGAGUCUACUCACCAGUUUCCGCGUCCCAAUCGCGGCGAUAAUUACAAGAGCAGGAGAAAUGCAAAAUGGAGGUCUCCACAAGCAGCAGUAAUACCUAAUUUCCAUCUCCCAAUGCGUAGUUUUGAGGUUAAAAACAGAACAUCAUCAGAAGAUAUAAAAUCUCUCCGAUUGAUAACAGCUAUCAAAACCCCAUAUUUACCUGAUGGAAGGUUUGAUCUUGAAGCUUAUGAUGGCUUGGUGAAUAUCCAAAUUGAAAAUGGUGCUGAAGGUGUAAUUGUCGGUGGCACAACUGGCGAGGGCCAGCUGAUGAGCUGGGAUGAACACAUAAUGCUUAUUGGUCAUACAGUCAACUGUUUUGGUGGAUCAAUUAAGGUAAUUGGUAACACAGGAAGCAACUCAACAAGGGAAGCAAUUCAUGCCACUGAACAAGGUUUUGCAGUUGGAAUGCAUGCUGCUCUUCACAUCAAUCCUUACUAUGGCAAAACAUCUCUGGAGGGCUUGGUUUCUCACUUUGAUAGUGUGCUGCCAAUGGGCCCCACCAUCAUAUACAAUGUGCCAUCACGAACUGGCCAAGAUAUUCCCCCACGUGUCAUCAAUACGGUAGCACAGUGUCCUAACUUGGCCGGUGUUAAGGAAUGUGUUGGAAAUGACCGGAUUGAGCAGUAUACAGAUAAUGGAAUUGUAGUGUGGAGUGGGAAUGAUGAUCAGUGCCAUGAUGCUAGGUGGAGCCAUGGGGCUACUGGGGUAAUUUCUGUUACAAGCAACCUGAUUCCAGGUUUGAUGCGAGAACUAAUGUUUGGAGGGAAAAACCCUUCGCUUAAUGUGAAGCUCUUACCUCUGAUUGAGUGGCUCUUUGAGGAACCCAACCCCAUUGGCCUAAACACAGCCCUUGCACAACUUGGGGUUGUGAGGCCAGUUUUCAGGUUACCAUAUGUACCUCUUCCUCUGGCAAAGAGGGUAGAAUUUGUUAAUCUUGUCAGGCAAAUUGGGCGGCAGAAUUUUGUAGGAGAAAAAGAUGUUCAGGUUCUUGAUGAUGAUGACUUCAUCUUGGUUGGGCGGUAUUAGUCUGUUGUCAUUGGUGUCUCAGUUUCCAGUUUGGAAUUUUAAAUUUUCGUUUAUAAAGUUACAAAUAAAGUCUACCUGGUUGUUUAAAUUAUGACAGAAAACAGUAGUACUAUAUUUUUAUAUGAUGCCUGCUGAGUAAUGAGUAUUGCCUAUUUGGACUGGUUUGCCUUGUACCUCUCUGCAUCGCCAUUUAUAGGCAAGGAUUGUUUUGGGGAAGGAUCA
Molecule: messenger RNA, 1757 nt
Organism: Theobroma cacao (cacao)
Lineage: Eukaryota; Viridiplantae; Streptophyta; Magnoliopsida; Malvales; Malvaceae
Gene: DHDPS2
Product: dihydrodipicolinate synthase
Molecular function (GO): 4-hydroxy-tetrahydrodipicolinate synthase activity
Source: RefSeq, a predicted model, not a curated record